Molecule: messenger RNA, 1731 nt
Organism: Ostertagia ostertagi
Lineage: Eukaryota; Metazoa; Nematoda; Chromadorea; Rhabditida; Trichostrongylidae
Source: the annotation of a GenBank genome assembly
UCGGUGGUGUUUAAUUUGAUUUUCGAUGUCAGCUCUAUAGAAUUCGGUGCCGCUCAUGCUUUCAGAAUUGUGCUUUCGUUUGAUGCCGGUGCUCUGAAUGUGAUAUUUCUUCAAUACGUCAAUGCAGUAGUACACGCAUCACAUCGAGAAAUGUCCUCUGAAUGUUUUCUCUGUGGUCAAGAAGUAAAUCGUCUUUACGAUCACCUAUUUGGACGCCAUGAUUACACGAAGGAGCAAUUGGAGAAGCUCAAAAGGACCAAAGCGGAAAUGAGAAAACGAGGAAAUGCCGAUGAGAAUAGUAAUAUAUAUAGCUGUGAAAACUGUGAGAAGGAUUACUCCAAAAGAGAUUCAUUUCUGAAACAUCAACGGCGCUGUAUACAGCAAGGGACCAAUGAGCCAGAGCGUGGGAGCGUCGAGUGUCCAGAAUGCGGUCACAUUAGCUAUCAGCAAGCGCCACAAUUUGUUCCCUGGACGGCGCCAUGCAAACGAUUUGAUUUCUUUGGAAAACGUGUUAAGGAGAAUAACGCUAGCGACGGUCUGCUUUUUUAUGCUCCUAGUCAAGACGAUACAAGCGACGGCUUCUGUCUAGUUAUAAUAAACGAAUUGCAACGGAAAUGGCUCGCAGAAUUCUCGCGAAAAGGCAUCGGAAACAAUGAUGCCUUCAACGUGACUAUGUACAAGCUCAGACUUGUUCCUAUAAUUGUAGCCGACCAUUGUGAUCGCGGUCUCCCAACUGCUUUUUUGCUUAGCUUCAGGACGCACAGAAUAGAUGAGUGGAGCGCGCAGCACAGAAAAGGAGCAGUCAUGAACACAUCCAUGAUGUGUGAACGAUGGCAUAAACACUUGAAGAGAGAAGUUUUCCGCUCGAAGAGUAAAAUACGCAUCGAUGAGUUGGUCGACUCUCUUAUCGAAGUGGUUAAGGAAAUGGAGGAAGAUUCUGUUGUUAUAGAGCGCAGAGGGCUCAUAGAAGGCCGAUAUCGUCUCAAAAAUCAUCUUUUGAGCCACAGCAAAGCGGUUAGCUAUUACCACGAAUCAAGAGACCUAAUCGAUGUAGUUCAGCCAGGUGUAUGGAAAAUUCGUGCUAAGAAAUCAGACAAGUUAUACAUGGUGGAGCAGGAACGUUGUCCGUGUGAAAAGGUGACCAAUCAUUGUAAUAAGCCAGGUUGCUCUGUUUGCCCAUAUUCGUUUUUUUGCGAGUGUAAUGACGAUCGUAGAGCUGGAAUCUCCUGUAUGCAAUAUUCACGCAGUUGCCUUGAAUAUGCUGGCCUACAUUUGAAGCUGAGGCGCAUCGCAGCUAAACCAACCAGAGAAGCUGAGCAAUGUUUGAACGAUGCCCUAGCUGCUAUGAAGCGGUCGCACACAACCUUGAAAAGCAAGCUUUCUACAUUGGCUCCUCCGACAAGGAAUGAGCCCAUUAUCGCAACACGCCCGGAACUUCCCUCGUGCGGACCUGUACCAGCCGAUGCACAGCCGAUUCGACUAAAAACUACCUCAUCCAUCAACAAAGCUAAGCGGAAGCCAAGUCUUGCUGUACCCAAGGAGUUCGCCUCAGAAGAUGUUAGAGUGUGCGGAUUUUGUUUCCAAGAGAAUCCGUUUAAUGAUGAUUGUGAUAUUGUUUACUGGCUGAAAUGUUCCUCCUGUAACACUUGGGGGCACAUGGGCAACUGCACUGUAGUGAGUGCUAAAUGUACUGUUUGCACUAAGGGAACAAUGGAAUUCAGUGAGCAAUAG